AGUUCAGGUGCUGGUCCUGGCCGAUCUCUGGCGUAGACGACUUGAUGUGCGCGGGCCGUGGUAGUUAAGACUCGCGAAAUUCGCGAGUGUCUUCACGGUAUCCGGAUUUCAGACUCUCUAUGCUUUACGAUGGCGUUAGUUUCGCACAUGGCGAGAUGGAAUAUUGCUUUUCUGCUGGCUUUUACAUCGCUCGCAAUAGCGACCAGUAACGCUCAGGGUCACAGCUGCCCAAUGCCUUCGAACCUUGACGCAUCGAAUGUGGCAUACAACACCAUCACAUUUCGUUGGGAUGUUACCAAGUACAUACCCAAUCCUGUACAUUGCACGUGCAUGUCGUCGGGAAAUUACGGCGAGGCGUGCUCAGCGAGCAAUACGCCAAAGAUCUGCACUACAGGAGUGGCUGGUUACACCAGAACACAGUCAAGCCUUGGUGUCUACACCAACUACACGAUGUGCGUGCAAACGCAGUGCUCCAACAGCAACUUCUCCACUGCUGUCUGUAGGACCUUCAGGACAUCGCCUUUGGCGCCCAGCCAGCCGUACCAGAUUUUCGCAACGAAGCACAGCCCUUCGUCCCUAGACGUGAGCUGGCGAUACCCAACAGCCCUAAACGGUCCUCUGGACGGCUACCGGAUACGUUGGUGCCAGGCGACCAAUUGUGUGCCAAGCCAGGAGAUACUACCCGUUCACGGAACGCGCAAUUUUCGUGUGACGGGACUGCAGCCGUACCGCCAGUACAAUGUCUACGUGGCCGGCUUCAACGUCGAUCCCCACAGUGGCCAGACCCUCUACGGAGCCGAAGCAUCACUCAGCGAGUACACACUACCAACAUACCCUUCCGAGCCAUCUCUAUCCUUCACAAAAGUGUCCACUUCGCAAGUGAACGUUGUGGUGGGCGUACCCAAGUACACCAACGGUCCCAUCAACGGAUACGUGCUGACGUGGUGUCCCAAGCUGCGCUGCUACGGCGACUACGUGAACACUCGUGAGAUCGCACAAUCCAACGCGGGCACGCAGUCUGUUACGGGACUCCAGCCAUGGACGGAGUACGAGUUCACCGUGAGGGCAUUCAACACCAUUCCUACGGACAGCCAGCGUGCCUACAGCGAAGAAGUGAAAGGAACCGUCGUACCUAUGCCAUUCUCUCCGAGUGGUCCACAGAACUUCAAGGCGACUCCGCUGAGCGCCACUUCAGUGAAGCUUACAUGGGACCUGCCGCCGCGAUAUGAUCUGACACCAACUCAUUUCCGGCUAUUCUGGUGCACCGGAGGAGACAAGACUUGCUUCAACGUGGACGUUGGGAACGUGAGGGAAGGCAUCAUCUCUCCGCUGGCACCAUACACAGAGUACCGCUUUAUGAUCAAGGCUCUGGUGCAGUUCACUUCACCGUGGUUAAACAGCGCCGUGUCGAGCACCAGUGUGAGGACAUGGCCAGGUGAUCCCAGCAGACCCGUUGACCUGCAAGUCGUGAGAACGAAGGCAACCGCAGUGGAUGUGUCCUGGAAGGCACCGUUGGACCCUGCUGGCCCCACAACCGGAUAUCGUGUGCGCAUUUGUCCCGAACUCGGAACCUGCCCCGCAAUCGGACUCGUCAGCCGCCACAAAACGCUUAACAAGAAUGUACACAAUCAUUCAUUCUUCGGACUGGAGCCGUAUGCCCAGUACCAGGUUCAAGUCAGUGCGUUCAACAGUCUCCCGGACGAAAAAACAGCCGAAGGGGACGUCGCAGUCGUUUCUGUGUCCACAACUCCGAGUGAGCCAAGCGAACCGACAAACUUGACUGUCCAGACAAUCAGCAGCUCUGUCCUUCUGGUUACGUGGCAGCCUCCGAGUCACAAGAAUGGGCCAGUAAAGGGCUACAACGUCAGCUGGUGGAAGACGAGUCACAACGCUACACACGGCGUAGACGAAGUCACCACUACCUCGAGCAAUUUCGUCAAAGGCGAAGCGUCGUCAAUAACGAUAUCAGACCUUCUUCCGUACACCACCUAUGCCGUUAGAGUUGCCAGAGUUAACGUCGACGGCAACACGACCUUAGAGGGCGCCGCGGCACAUGGCGAAGGCAUCACAGAUCCCGAACCAAGCCCACCACCCGUUGACCUCACUGUGGAGGCAGUGAAAAUCAAUGGCACGGUGUCCAGGCUUAGCUGUAGUUGGUCACCUCCAAACACCACUGGGAACCUGCCCGUUGAAGGUUAUCAGCUUCAGGUGUGCAUGGUGCAGAACGCGUCAACUUGCUGGGACGGCAACACUACAGCGGAGCAGCUGUCGUAUGUGGUCGAGGCCGUUCCAAACUUCGAGGACUACGUCGUCACCGUAAACGCUUAUGUGCUGAACCAUGGUCGCGUAGUUGUGGGUGAAGCAGCCACCGCUACUGCGAGCACGGCAGCGCCGGAGAUACCUGUCAUCGCGAGCGUGAACGCAACGGCAGUCAACGCAACGACCAUCUACGUAGAGUGGAAACCUGUGGACUCAGUUAACGAACUCGAAAUCGAGUACAAUGCGACAGUCUUGAGCGCAUACGGGGAGGAAGUGAGCCAAGUGUUUGUUAGCGAUUCUAGAGUGGUGUUCACGGAGCUACAAGCGUGGACAAGCUAUACUGUUCAGGUCUCCGCGUGCGUGAAGCGAGGAUCCAAGCGACAGUGCGGAAGCGCCACCACUGUAGUCGUUCGGACGUCGUUGACAGAAUCGAGCAUGCCGACUAGCGUUCGCACAACCACGAAUGGCACUGCCAUACACGUGACGUGGGAAGAGCCCUUGCACCCGAAUGGACCACUAAUAGGAUACAGCGUCACAUGGUGGUUAAACAACGCUACCCUCAAUGACAGCAAUGGCUCGGCAGAAUUGCCUAAAAACACCACGUUUCUGAAAGGCCCUGUUGCUUCACACGUCAUCGACGAGUUGCAAUCACCAGCCACUUAUGUCAUCGAGGUACGCCGAGUCAACGAGAAUAACUACGCUCUUCUGGAAGGUGCUGCCGCUCGUGUCGAAGCCUCAACCACUCCAAACUCAUAUCCACCACCACAGAAUGCCAAGUUUACAAUUCGCCGGGUAAACGCUUCUCAUUUUGCGAUUAAUCUAACGUGGCAACCACCCCAUAAAUCCGUAAAGGUUGAUAUUGAGCGAUAUGAACUCUUCAUUCAACGCAUUGAAGAGGACAAGUCGUCAGUAGUCUUUACGGUGAAUGCUGUCACGCCAGGGUAUCUCUUUGAAGUCAGCGAUAUGAACCCAUUCGUUGAGUACAUCGUACAGAUUAGAGCAUAUGUGAGGUUCGGAAACACCGUAGUUAAGGGAGAAGCUGCGGAAGUGCGCAUAAACGUUGACGCCAGACACCUUCUUGUCGUGUCCAAUGUCGAAGUGAAGACAUCGGGUGAGGGUGUCGCCGUAGUGAGCUGGCAGUCAAGUGUGGGCAUCAACGUCGCAUCAAGCAACACGACGACGUACGAGGUUAAGCUGAUAUCAACGGAGACUGAAGAGGGAAUAGAAGGCAUCGCCACGAGCUCACUUCAAGCAACGUUCACGGGCUUGAAGUUGCGCACGAACUACACAGCACGGGUAAAGGCAUGCGACAUCAGGGGUCACGUGCGCAAGUGUGGGAACGUCAGCGAAGCAAGGUUCCAGACACCGAAAGAAGAUGCCACGCCUCGUCCAACAGACUUCAGCGUUGUUGCUGUGAAUUCGACCGCUCUGAAGGUGACAUGGGAGAUGCCGGCGCUUUCACGUGAAGUGGUCGUUACUGAAUUCCGCAUCCUAUGGUGGCCUUCCGCUACAAAGGAAACAUCCGAGUCCGCCGCGGAUGGACACACUAGAAUUCACUUCGCAAGCGCGAACGAAACAACAUUUGUCAUCACCGGACUCGAAGCCUACAAGAGCUACGACGUCGAAAUAGUCGUUUUCUACGUAGAAAACUCUGCGGUCAAAAACGUAUCAAUCAUUUCUAAAAGUAAGACCGCACCGAAACCAUUCGCACCACCCACCAAGGUAACGUUCGCUAUUUCUGGUGACGUUGACGAAUUAACACGAGUCAGUAUCUCCUGGGAACCGCCUACGCACUUGACAGGACCGCGGUUACAAGGUUACUACGUCGACGUAUGUCCGAUUGUGACGUCCAGUAAGUCGCCAAGCGGAGCUGUUUGCAAGAGGCACAACACGACCUCUACCACUUUCGUCACGGCGCUGGAAGGCUUGAACAGGUUUGAAGCGUACACCGUAUUUGUAAGCGCGUAUACCGCACAUCAAGGUGUUGUGAUCAUCGGAAAGCCGGAGGAAACCUUCGUCACCACAGAUCCGACGCCUCAGCUAAAGGUCGACGGGAUAAAAUUGGAAGUCUUGGGUAACGAUAGUCUCAAGAUAUCGUGGACGGGAGUUGGCCUAUCAGCUUCAAGAUGGAGAGCUGUGUAUACAGUCAGGGUUAUGCUAAAGAGCACAGGUGACCAAGUUUUUGAGAAGGAAGUCUCCACCGCGGAAGUUAAUUUCACUGAUUUCAAGAAAGAAGAGUAUGCGAUACACAUUGAGGCCUGCAUUGUACGAGGUGGUGUCAAGAACUGCGGGAGACCAAAUACAGCUAGUGUCCAGCGUUCGGCCUUUGUGCAGGAGAAUAAGCAAGUCAGCAUUCAAACAGUGAACAGUACGGCGAUUGCAGUUAUCCUGAGCCAACACGCGGAGAUGGAGCCCACUCUGACCGGAUUCAAGAUCUCUUGGUCGGCGUCCAAACCUGAUCCGAACGACACGUCGCAUGGAGAAAGCGGGGCGGUCUUUCUACCGCCUAACGCAACCAGCUUCACCAUCGAUAAUCUAAUUUCAUUCGAGGCUUACAAUGUCCAGGUUACAAAAAUCUUCACCGACGGAAGCUCGCAGUGGGAAGCAGUCGCCGCUAGGAGCGAGACCGUCACCGAUCCAGAGCCUUUCGCAAAGCCGACAGGAGUGGUCUUUGAAUCGAGCUCCUCUGGCGGCAACUCCUCACUUGUAGUCAACUGGAACGCCCCUACCUCAUCUUCUGACACACCAGUUGAGGGAUACAUUGUGUCUAUCUGUCCUCGGCAUGAAACCCCGGAAGGAACAGGCGCCUGCCACACGUACAAAACGUCUGCGUCUUCACUGCACGUUGAUGCAUCAGGGCUGAGAAGCUUCACUGAAUAUGCGGUCGAGAUAACGGCUUACGUGACCAUUAACGGAAGAGCGAUCAAAGGAGAGACCAUCAGGAUGGUUACAGUGACCUCUCCUCCGCCGAUACCGGCCAUUGAAAAUCCAGUAGUGUCCAAUACGGUCGAAGGAACGUCGGUCAAGGUAUCCUGGUCCCACCCUCAGACACUUACAGAGUAUGACGUGGUUUACGAAGUUGCGCUGACUGAAGAAGCUUCUGGACGUGUCCUCUCAAAGACUGAGAUGAACGCUACACAAACGACAUUUGAAAACCUUGACGUUUCUACCGAAUACACUGUGUCAAUCAUCGUAUGCCUUGUCAGUGGGAGUCAAAGAAAGUGUGGUAAUGCCAGUGCCAUCUUAUUCAAGACAGCUUCAAAAGAUGUCCCCAAGGAACCGAUUCACCUGCACAUCAAAGCCAUCAACAGCUCCGCUCUUGUCGUCACCUGGCCCGCGCCGUUGACAAACGCCACGCCAUUCGAGGGUUAUGUGGUUACCUGGUGGAAACAAAAUGAAACAUUCCAGGAAGAAAAGAUGACCUAUAGCAAGGCACUUCCUGUAGAUCGGACGAGCUUCGUAAUCAAUGACCUAGAUGCAAACACCACUUACCACGUAAACGUCUCCAGAGUCUACAAGGACAGCGAUGCGGACAGAAUGGACUCGGAAGAAAUGCUAGCAAGCACGCAGCUGGACCCCUAUUUGAAACCUACUGGUUUACGCGCGGAGUACAAGGUAAACAGCUCACAAGUGAUCGUCACAUGGGACGCAUUCCCAGUGCGCAUUGAAGACUCUCCCGUGCUUGGAUAUAUCACCGAUAUGUGUGUUACCACUGGCAACAGCACGAAUGUUGAAUUUGAGUACUGCGAUCAAAGAAAUGUAUCCGCAGGUUUAGCGGAAGCAGUCUUCACAGAAGUGGAAGGCCUGACUGACUACCGCAUCGAUGUACGAGCCGUGGUGAGUCGAAGCGACAAUACCAGCGACGAAGGAGAGCCAGCGUUCGUUUACAUCCGCACUCCAGCCCCGCCUUUGCCUGACCUAAGACACACGCUUCACGCUGACGUCAGUGCUACCAGUGCGACACUGUUUUGGCGUAGACCUGUGGGAUUUGACGACUACGAAGUUAUUUACCACGUCAGUGCGUUCAGUGCGUCAUCGCAGCUUAAGAUCGACAGGACGACUAACCUGACGGAGCUGACGUUCCAAGGCUUGGAGCCAGGUGCAAACUAUUCUGUGGAGGUUGAUACAUGUCUCAUCAGAAGACAGCGGCGACACUGCGCUGGCAAUACCACUAUGGAGUUCAAGACACUCCCAGUCGGCUUUCAGGGGAUCGUCAACAACCUGACUGCUGAAGCGCUCAGUGGUACAUCACUUCGAGUUUCUUGGGAAGCUCCUGUUGAACAGGAUGAUCUGAAAAGUUACCGUGUAUCUUGGUGGAUACAUCGGGACAACCAGACCAACAAGGCUGGCAACAAUACGCUUACGAUGUCUUCCGAAAGCGCAAGCGCAGUUAUCGACGGUCUGAAGCCGUACACAACCUAUGUGAUUGAAGUCAUUGUGCAAUACAAAACGCGCCUCGUGAAGUGGCACGGCAGCCCACUACUCCAGUUAGCGACAACGAAACCAGAUGGUCUGCCUGCCGUUAAAAGUGUCCACAUCGCAACGACGACACGGACCUUGUCGUCAUCGGACGUCGUUAUCUCCUGGACUACCACUCAAGAAGAGACCUCGGGUAUUGAGGUGAAAUACCGUGUCUCACUUUGCAUUGGGUCUAAUUCAAGCAACCAAGUGUGCCGCGUCGAAUCGGUGAACGCACCGCUCACGCGCGUGACGUUUGAGGGGGUCAAAAAUUUUGCUGCGCUGGUAGCCGAAGUCCAGCCUUUAGUCAAGACAGAAAACAAUGUAUUCGAAGGAGCUGGAGUUGAGAACACUGGCCUUAGUUGGACACCCGACAUUUCGGGCUUGAGCGAACUUACGGUAACGGAUGUAACGGAGGACUCCGCGUUGGUUUCGUGGUCGAAAAUACGAGAUUUCGACAAAAUCAAUGGGGCGCAUUACAACGUCAUUCUGAGCAUUCAGACUUCGCAAGACGCGGUCACAAAUGACACAGUGAAAAGUCCUGACUGGAAUGUUGCGGUCAGUGGUAGCGUUCCUCAGGAGAAAGGAGCUGUUGUACGAAAUGUGACGACAGUUGACUCCCAGAUAGAACUGGAUAAGCUGAAGCCGUGGAAGAACUAUACUGUCACCGUGACGCCCACAGUCGUUGGCGAUGGGCAGUUCUUCGUUGGCAACAUGCAAAGCAAGGACUUCACAACUCUAGUCGGCGCGCCUGGAAAGCCGAGGAAUGUUACCGUAGAAGAAAAACUCGACGGGCACACGCUCAGGUGGCUUCCCCCGGAGUCGUGGAACGGACCUCCAGGCGGCUACGAAGUCAGCUUCACCUGCGUCAACGGGGAGGUGAAGGGCAACAGCACGAGCGUUACGCUCGAAGCGGACAGGACUGCGCUUCGCAUCCCGACGCUGAGCCCGAACGUGCCGUGCACAGUCAGCAUAAGCGCGUACAGCCUGUACGAGGGUGAACCGAUGGACGGACAGAGAGUCAGGGUUCGCUUCACGCCUCUCGCCAGAAGAGAGGAUGCCGCAUUCGUGCAUCCCACAAUCAACUGAGCAGUUCAAAGCGAGAACUGUAAUUGACUUGUAGGUACGGAAUCCCCAAGGUCAGACAGCGCAGGUGGUACGAAAUACGGAAGAAGUAUACAAUGGAGGCCGUGUACUUUAAACUAAGGUUCAAUUGCAUGAACACAGAGACAUGAGAGCCAAAGAGAGAGAAACGCACAACAGAGUUCUGCUGCGCUGUCAAUCUGUGUAUCUAUUUGCUAUCACAUUUCGUGCUCUGAUAUUAGGCAAAGUACUAUCACCAUCGCGGUUAGCGAAAAAUAACCUCCAGUACAUAUGUCGCAUAAUUUGAGAGGAAUUUUGACUUGUAACACAGCCCGAACUAAACUAAACAUGAAGCCAUUAUCAUUCACCAGAAUCCAGCAAAAAUGACUGGGAUUCUUUUGCGCUUCCUGCGAGAGGCCGGUUUAUGUGAUACUUGGUGAGAUAUACUGCAUGGAAAAGUUGCUCAGGCGUAGCAAUUGCCGACCUCGUAUGGUAGGCACCACCUGUUGCUAGGUGUAGAAAUAUCACCACUACCACCAUCAUUUUGCAUAUCGUUCAAUUAAAACUAAGAGAACAAACGUGUACAGUCUCAUGAACUAAACUAAUUUUGUGACUCUCUUCUGAAAUUAUCACAAAGACCUUUGUGUCAGAUCAACGUCGAAAGAAACCAUUCAAGCGUACAGUUUCUAAAUGCCUAAUUGUUACACUGAUGUGGUUUCGACUUCCGCAAAAAACCUACGAAUGCUUACUCAGACACUUGUCAUGGCAUGAAUCGCUACUGCGUAGCCAAAUACGUGGACACACGCUGGCUUUGAGAGUACGAGGACGGGAUUAAUUCAUGUGCGCCGGGGACGCAGCAUAUUACCCAUGUGAUGAAGCUCCCUCUACAGUCAUUGGUAUUAGCUUAAACCUUUUUCGAUCACUGGCUUUACUCAACAUACAAACAUAACAAAGAAGAGACGUUUCGCCACCUAUAACGGUGGCAUCGUCAGUACACAAAUGUGUCAGUACAGAAAUGAGUACGUUCACAUAGAUAGUAGUUCAAGCAGCUCUGUUAAGCAGGGCAACGACGAUAGAAUAU
Messenger RNA from Rhipicephalus sanguineus (brown dog tick), 8881 nucleotides. Its product is annotated as phosphatidylinositol phosphatase PTPRQ. The record is from RefSeq and is a predicted model, not a curated record. The coding region runs from base 130 to 7806 and encodes 2558 amino acids. The transcript has 14 exons. Gene Ontology annotation, molecular function: protein binding. Lineage: Eukaryota; Metazoa; Arthropoda; Arachnida; Ixodida; Ixodidae.